Messenger RNA from Sorex fumeus (smoky shrew), 1270 nucleotides. RefSeq names its product leucine rich repeat containing 39 (gene LRRC39). Bases 206 to 1213 code for a protein of 335 amino acids. Lineage: Eukaryota; Metazoa; Chordata; Mammalia; Eulipotyphla; Soricidae. The record is from RefSeq and is a predicted model, not a curated record. The transcript is spliced from 9 exons. Gene Ontology annotation, molecular function: protein binding.
CUUGCUGAUAGUCUUACUGAGGAUUUUAAUCAUUUGGAGUCACACUGAAUUCAAUUCUUCCUGGAGUCUUUCUUUUGCCCACUCUAGCUGAUUUUGGGUCUGUGAGCUUCUGAAUCCACCAACAACUAUCUUUUUUGAGAUGGCAUCUGGAAGACCAUUAUUCAGAACUUAAUAAUAUUGUUGACUGUGACAAUGUGAAGGAAUCAUGUCAGAAAACAUGGUUUGUACGGGAGCCGUUCAUGCUGCAAAGGACGUUUGGGAAAAAAGAAUAAAGAAACUCAAUGAUGACCUGAAGCGAGAGAAGGAAUUUCAGCAAAAGCUAGUGCGAAUAUGGGAAGAAAGAGUAAAUUUAACCAAGCUGAAAGAAAAGGUCAUUAGGGAAGAUGGAAGAGUCAUUUUGAAAAUAGAAAAUGAGGAAUGGAAGACUCUUCCUUCUUCUCUACUGAAACUGAAUCAGCUACAGGAAUGGCAACUUCAUAGAACUGGUUUGUUGAAAAUUCCUGAAUUCGUUGGAAGAUUUCAGAACCUCAUUGUGUUAGAUUUAUCUCGAAACACAAUUUCAGAGAUACCACGAGGAAUUGGUUUGCUUACUAGACUUCAGGAACUGAUUCUUAGUUACAAUAAAAUCAAAACUAUCCCCAAGGAACUAAGUAACUGUGCCAACUUGGAGAAGUUAGAACUUGCUGUUAACAGAGAUAUAUGUGAUCUUCCACAAGAGCUCAGCAAUCUGUUAAAGCUCACUCAUCUUGAUGUGAGCAUGAACAACUUUACUACAAUCCCUCCUGCUGUGUUGAACAUGCCGGCCCUCGAGUGGCUCGACAUGGGAAGCAACAGUCUUCAACAACUGCCUGAGACGAUUGAAAGAAUGCAAAAUCUUCAUACUCUAUGGCUGCAACGAAAUGAAAUCACAUGCUUGCCGGAAACCAUCAACAAGAUGAAAAAUCUGAGUACUCUUGUUCUCACCAACAAUAAACUACAAGAUAUUCCAGAGUGUAUGGAAGAGAUGACCAACUUGAGGUUUGUCAACUUCAGAGACAACCCUCUGAAACUAGAAGUAACGCUUCCUCCCAGUGAAAACACAGAUGAGGAAGAGGAACAAGAAUUGUAUGGAGUGCGGUUUAUGCACUUAUAUAUACAGGAAUCACGAAGAAAAGCAGAUAACCAAAUCAACAGUUCCACUACUUCACCAAUCUCUUCAAAUACUGAAGGAUAAUAUUAUUCAAGAUAUCCUGUUGAUGUAUGGAAUACUUUGGGAAUUUGGUGACUUCUU